GUCGAUGCUGUCGGGAACCUGCUCGUCCUCCUCGCCUGCCGUCACAGGCCGCUCCCCAGAGCGCUGGUAGAUGAGGGGGUUGGCAUUCUCCAGGAGGCCGCCGCCGACCCCGCCGCCGCCUACCAUCGCGGAACCACCACCGCUGAUCCUAGCAGGCGUGCGCUUCCGCUCCUACCCGCGCACUUCCGGAGAACGGGAAGGGGGCGUGGCGUGGCGACGGAGUCGCGCGAGGGACACGCCGGGUUGUGGGUUCUCGGCCUGAGGUGUGAGAGAAGCGGUGACCGCGGCCCUGGCUGCUCGGACCCGGGAACAUGAUGGUCGCUGGAGCAGAAGGCGCUGAGAAGGGACCCCGGCGGCGCUGGGUCGUGCGAGCCAGUAGCGGGCUGAAACGUAGAGGCCAGAACCAGGUCUCAGGGGGCACUAAAGGCGGUCGGAGGUGAUCCCCACACCGCUUCCUCCUGGAAGUCAGGCUGGCCGGGAGCUCCCGUAUCCAGGACGGUUGGUCGCCUCUGGCCUGGCAGGGCUCCUAGUGUCUCGGGACCUCCCGGUGACGCGCCUGCCUCCCCUGUUGCACCAUAGGCCCGGGAGUACGGCUUCCCCACAGCUUGGAGCGGCAGGCGCUCGUGAAAUGUUUGUCAAGUGGAUAAAUGACCAUGGCCGUGGUCUCCGCGGGAGGUGAGGAAACUGAAAGCCACCGAGGAAAAGGGGGGCGCUCCUUAAGAAGUGCCGCGGUCACGUGUACGUUUCAAAAGAAUGGCGUGACUGAGUAGGGAGGGGACCGCGGAGACUCUCAGACCCUGGACUGUAAGGAGAUGAGGGGCCGUGAAGGGGAACGCAGGAAACUGAGUCCUGAAAGCAAGGAGGAACUUCCAGAAUGAAGGGCGCCGUCACGCCUCCCUGCCUUUGCUCAAGCGGUUCCUUCACCCCGAUCAAGUUCCUUCCCAUUUCUCCAUCUGGGGAAUCCUGAACGUGCACCUCCUCAGAGAAGCCCUCCUGGGGUCUCCAAUUCUAGUUUAUUGCCCCCUCCUAUCGAUCCCCAGCACGCUCAUCGGGCCUGUGGACAAGGACAGGUUUGAAGAGAGGAUUCCCUGGAUCGCGGAAGGGCUGCAGGAGUGGCACAGCCCCUUCCGAGGAUGCCAAAGGAGCCCGGACAAAGGGAAGUGGCCGUGCCGGGCCUGCCUGCCACUAGAUCCCCACCCACCUAUGACUGCUCAGUCCCGCUCUCCUACCACACCCACCUUUCCCGGCCCAAGCCAUGGCACCCCGCCGACUCCCUGCCCAGUCCAAACUCCAAGGCUGGGCAAGGCACUGAUCCACCGCUGGACCGACCCGGGGCAGCCUCUGGGUGAACAGCAGCGUGUCCGCCGGCAGCGAACCGAGACCAGCGAGCCGACCAUGCGGCUGCACAGACUUCGUGCGCGGCUGAGCGCGGUGGCCUGUGGGCUUCUGCUGCUUCUUGUCCGGGGCCAGGGCCAGGACUCUGCCAGUCCCAUCCGGACCACACACACGGGGCAGGUGCUGGGGAGUCUUGUCCACAUGAAGGGCGCCAAUGCCGGGGUCCAAACCUUCCUGGGAAUUCCAUUUGCCAAGCCACCUCUAGGUCCGCUGCGAUUUGCACCCCCUGAGCCCCCUGAACCUUGGAGUGGUGUGAGGGAUGGAACCACCCAUCCGGCCAUGUGUCUACAGGACCUCACCCCAGUGGAGUCAGAGUUUCUUAGCCAGUUCAACAUGACCUUCCCUUCCGUCUCCAUGUCCGAGGACUGCCUGUACCUCAGCAUCUAUACGCCGGCCCAUAGCCAUGAAGGCUCUAACCUGCCGGUGAUGGUGUGGAUCCAUGGUGGUGCGCUUGUUUUUGGCAUGGCUUCCUUGUAUGAUGGUUCCAUGCUGGCCGCCUUGGAGAACGUGGUGGUGGUCAUCAUCCAGUACCGCCUGGGUGUCCUGGGCUUCUUCAGCACUGGAGACAAGCACGCAACCGGCAACUGGGGCUACCUGGACCAAGUGGCUGCACUACGCUGGGUCCAGCAGAAUAUCGCCCACUUUGGAGGCAACCCUGACCGUGUCACCAUUUUUGGCGAGUCUGCGGGUGGCACGAGUGUGUCUUCGCUUGUUGUGUCCCCCAUAUCCCAAGGACUCUUCCACGGAGCCAUCAUGGAGAGUGGCGUGGCCCUCCUGCCCGGCCUCAUUGCCAGCUCAGCUGAUGUCAUCUCCAUGGUGGUGGCCAACCUGUCUGCCUGUGACCACGUUGACUCUGAGGCCCUGGUGGGCUGCCUGCGGGGCAAGAGUAAAGAGGAGAUUCUUGCAAUUAACAAGCCUUUCAAGAUGAUCCCCGGAGUGGUGGAUGGGGUCUUCCUGCCCAGGCACCCCCAGGAGCUGCUGGCCUCUGCCGACUUUCAACCUGUCCCCAGCAUCGUUGGUGUCAACAACGAUGAAUUCGGCUGGGUCAUCCCCAAGGUCAUGAGGAUCUAUGAUACCCAGAAGGAAAUGGACGGAGAGGCCUCCCAGGCUGCUUUGCAGAAAAUGUUAACGCUGAUGAUGUUGCCUCCUACAUUUGGUGACCUGCUGAUGGAGGAGUACAUUGGGGACAAUGGGGAUCCCCAGACCCUCCAAGCCCAGUUCCAAGAGAUGAUGGCGGACUCCAUGUUCGUGAUCCCUGCACUCCAAGUAGCACAUUUUCAGUGUUCCCGGGCCCCUGUGUACUUCUACGAGUUCCAGCAUCAGCCCAGCUGGCUCAAGAACAUCAGGCCGUCGCACGUGAAGGCAGACCAUGGUGAUGAGAUUCCCUUUGUUUUCACAAGUUUCUUCGGGGGCAACUACGUUAAAUUCACUGAGGAAGAGGAGCAGCUAAGCAGGAAGAUGAUGAAGUACUGGGCCAACUUUGCGCGAAAUGGGAACCCCAAUGGCGAGGGUCUGCCACACUGGCCGCUGUUCGACCAGGAGGAGCAAUACCUGCAGCUGAACCUACAGCCUGCGGUGGGCCGGGCUCUGAAGGCCCACAGGCUCCAGUUCUGGAAGAAGACGCUGCCCCAAAAGAUCCAGGAGCUCGAGGAGCCUGAAGAGAGACACACAGAGCUGUAGCACCCUGUGCCAGGGAGGAGGGGGUUGGCUCGCUGACAGGGGAGGGUCAGCCUGCUGUGCCCACACACACCCACUAAGGAGAAAGAAGUUGAUUCCUUCAUUCACUUAGCCAUUCAUUCAUACUUCCAUCCAUCCAUUCAGAAAUCAUUUAUUAAGAAUUUACUCAGGCAUGAUGGCUCAUACCUGUAAUCCCAGCUAUUGGGAAGGCCAAGAUGGGAGGAUGGCUUGAGGCCAGAGGUUUGAGACCAACCAGCCAGGGCAACACAGUGAGACCCCUUCUCAAAAAAAAAAAAAAAAAAGAGAGAGAGAAA
Molecule: messenger RNA, 3386 nt
Organism: Gorilla gorilla gorilla (western lowland gorilla)
Lineage: Eukaryota; Metazoa; Chordata; Mammalia; Primates; Hominidae
Product: cocaine esterase
Exons: 12
Coding region: 1204-3075 (623 amino acids)
Source: RefSeq, a predicted model, not a curated record